CUCAUAAAAAAAUAACUCGGCAGCCGCAAACCCUGCGGGGUGCGGGCCGCGCGUCCCCUGACGCAUCCGCACUGGUCUCGGCGCAGCCGUCCGAUCAGAUCGCAGGCUCUCAGCACCCCUCAUCUGCGCCGCACUCAGCGCUAUUACUUUACUAGUAUACAGUAGUACCAAAAAAAAAAAUCACCUUGCUCACGCGCGCUCUGCCCCGCUUGCUAUAUCCUCCUAGAGCCCAGCCAAAUCCCCCGACGUCCUCCUGUUCAUCUCCUCUUCUCCCUCUCCUCCUCCUCCUCCUCCUCGUCCCCCUUCCUCGGGUUGGAAAUUGGAAUGGAGGCGGCGACGAUGGCGUGGACGGCGGCGGUGGUCGGGGCGGGGCUGGUGUACUGGUUCGUGUGGGUGAUGGGCGCGGCGGAGGUGAAGGGCAAGCGGGCGGUGGAUCUCAAGAUGGGAUCCAUCACGCGGGACAAGGUGCAGGACAAGUACACCCAGUACUGGUCCUUCUUCCGCCGCCCCAAGGAGACGGCCACCACGGCGGCGUCGGCGGAGAAGGUGCCGGCCUUCGUGGACACCUUCUACAACCUGGUGACCGACAUCUACGAGUGGGGCUGGGGCCAGUCGUUCCACUUCUCGCCGUCCCUGCCCGGCCGCUCCCACCGCGACGCCACGCGCGUCCACGAGGAGCGCGUGGCCGACCUCCUCGGCGCCCGGCCGGGCCACCGCCUCCUCGACGUGGGCUGCGGCGUCGGCGGGCCCAUGCGCGCCAUCGCCGCGCACUCGGGGUCCGACGUCGUCGGCAUCACCAUCAACGAGUACCAGGUGAAGCGCGCCCGCGCGCACAACCGCAAGGCCGGCCUCGACUCCCCCCGCUGCGAGGUCGUCUGCGGCAACUUCCUCUCCAUGCCCUUCCCGGACGCGUCCUUCGACGGCGCCUACUCCAUCGAGGCCACCUGCCACGCGCCCAGGCUGCAGGACGUCUACGGCGAGGUCUACCGCGUGCUCAAGCCGGGGCGCCUCUACGUCUCCUACGAGUGGGUCACCACCCCGCUGUACCACGCCGAGGACCCGGGCCACGUCGAGUGCGUCCACGGCAUCGAGCGCGGCGACGCGCUCCCGGGGCUCCGCCGCCAGGACGAGAUCGCGGCCAUCGCCAAGGAGGCCGGCUUCGAGGUGCUCAAGGAGCAGGACCUGGCGCUGCCCCCCGCGCUGCCCUGGUGGACGCGCCUCAAGAUGGGCCGCAUCGCCUACUGGCGCAACUCCAUCGUCGUCCGCGUGCUCACCCUGCUCCGGAUCGCGCCCAAGGGCGUCUCCGAGGUGCACGAGAUGCUGUACGAGACCGCGCAGCACCUCACCCGCGGCGGCGAGACCGGCAUCUUCACGCCCAUGCACAUGGUGCUCCUCCGCAAGCCGCCCGCCGCCGCAUCCACCGAGGAGGAGGCCAAAUAGUGUUUUAAGAGAAAUAACCUGGCAGAAGCAGCAGCAGAGGUAAGAAGAGCGAGCUACUCGGCGACUUGAACAAGUGAAAACUUCAUCUGUUAGAGAAGAAGAAGAUACUACUAGGAACCAUGCUUGUCUCGUUUACUCUUUUUUUUUCCUUGUCCCCAUUCUUCUUCGUAGCUUUCACUUUUAUUUUUUUUUGUUUUUCUGGUGGACGGAUUAUUCCGUUGGGGACGAGGUCGGGAUUUAAAUUUGCUUGAUCGUGGAGAUCCAUCUAUAAUCUAUCAUCAUCAUAAGCCAUGUUUUGUCUGCUAAGAGU
Molecule: messenger RNA, 1750 nt
Organism: Zea mays
Lineage: Eukaryota; Viridiplantae; Streptophyta; Magnoliopsida; Poales; Poaceae
Product: sterol methyl transferase 2
Exons: 1
Coding region: 325-1440 (371 amino acids)
Biological process (GO): steroid biosynthetic process
Molecular function (GO): S-adenosylmethionine-dependent methyltransferase activity
Source: RefSeq, marked provisional